UCAACCGACAUCCAGGUUCACUUGAAACUGCAGUCACAACAGAAUGCGCAACAGUUGCGUCUGAACGAAAGAGAUAUAUAUCGUGGCCGAUCCCAUUGUCGUUCAUCCGAUAACAAUUCGAAAGUUCUUACACCCUCGUCUCGAGUGCCGACCAUGUGAACUGGAGCAAAAGCCGCGGUGGAUGGUGGAACGUGUCGAGCGAACGAAACGACUCGACAUGAGCGCGAAAACCCUGGCCUUCGAAUGCAACGCGGUGCAAUCAUGCAAGAUGCAGGAACGUACGAGGAACGAGCUGUGAACGCGAUUCGGUUACAAGCUUCUGUCAAGAUGUCCGAGAAGCGGAUUUCGAUGGGCAUUAACGUCAGCAUUCUCGUUAUACUAACCAUCUUCGGGGUGUUGCUUUCCUUGCCAUUGCGAUUGCUCUUGAACACGAAUUAUUACAGUCGAAACGAAACGAUCGGCGAAAAUACUACGAUACAAACGACGGAGAACGUAACAGUCGAAGCGAUAAUAAUCCCGGUGGAUCAUCGAAAGUUGAGACGCUGUCCAAGGUUCGAGUACGAAGACAGAUUGAUAUCGGUUUUUCAAAGUGAUUACGAUGGAAAUUGUACUUACACGCGAAUCUGUCCGAUUAACGACACGAAGGAGGAAAAUAACGGAGAUGUCGAGAGCGAACCUGUUAACAAAGGGAAUAAUGAAACGUCCAAGGUAUUGAAGGAGAUCGUCGGUGAGAAUUCGACGGAAAAAGUUGAAGAAAGUGGGAAAGAUCGUCGAACGAAAUCGGUUCUGGUCGCCGGACACAUUCUCGUGACGAUGCUUCUCAUUUCAGCAAUCGCUGCUCUCGUUGAAGUAUUGCGAAUACGUUUCGCUAGAGAUAAGGUACAUUUAAGAGGCAGAGAUAGAGAUGCUCGUUUAACGAAACAUUCGACAUGAAUGUUCCUUGAAAGCUAUAAUAGUAGAAUAUCGAUUUAAAGAAUAAAAAAAAAAAAAAAGACAUCGAUGAAAGUAAUAGUAAUAUGCAAACUAGAAUUUCUUGGUUGCGACUAUGGUCUGUGUAGAUUCAUAGUACACAGAGAAUCUUGAUUGACUAAGGUAUUUAAAGAACGAAA
This is a messenger RNA of Bombus huntii, 1109 nucleotides long. RefSeq lists its product as uncharacterized. Bases 244 to 933 code for a protein of 229 amino acids. The transcript has 2 exons. The record is from RefSeq and is a predicted model, not a curated record. Lineage: Eukaryota; Metazoa; Arthropoda; Insecta; Hymenoptera; Apidae.